Messenger RNA from Pyrus x bretschneideri (Chinese white pear), 1451 nucleotides. Its product is annotated as glucan endo-1,3-beta-glucosidase 3-like. Lineage: Eukaryota; Viridiplantae; Streptophyta; Magnoliopsida; Rosales; Rosaceae. Gene Ontology annotation, molecular function: hydrolase activity, hydrolyzing O-glycosyl compounds. Gene Ontology annotation, biological process: carbohydrate metabolic process. Bases 68 to 1204 code for a protein of 378 amino acids. The transcript has a single exon. The record is from RefSeq and is a predicted model, not a curated record. Gene Ontology annotation, cellular component: plasma membrane.
UCUCUCUCUCUCUCUCUUCAUUUUCAAACCCCACGAAAACUCCCUCCAAAGAAAGCCCCAAGAAGCCAUGGCGGCGUGCUUCUUUCUCUCCAUCGCCGCCAUCCUCUUCACCCUCUCUCUCCUCCCCGGAAGCACCUCGCUUUCCACCACCGUCGGUUCCACCUACUCCUUCAGCACCGCCGCAACCUACGCCACCCCUCCCGCCGUCGACCGCGUUGCCCACGCCAUCUCCUCCCUCGGCCUCUCCGCGCUACGACUCGACGCCUCCGACCCCGCCAUGGUCCGCGCCUUCCUCUACUCCAACACCUCCCUCCUCCUCACCAUCCCCAACCAGCUCGUCCCACCCCUCGCAGAAAACCGCUCCAACGCCCUCCGCUGGCUCUACAUCCACGUCAUCCCCUUCUACCCCCGCACCAAAAUUUCCACAAUCUCCGUCGGCAACGACCUCCUCGAGUCCUCCCCGAACUUCUCCACCUUCCUCCUUCCCGCCAUCCGCAACGUUCAACUCUCCCUCAAAGACCUCGGCAUCCAUAAGAUCUCCGUCUCCACCACCUUCUCCUUCAUCAACGUCAUCACCACGGCGUUCCCGCCUUCCAAUGCCCAGUUCCAAGAACCGGCCGUCGACACCGUCAUCAGGCCCCUCCUCCAGUUCCUCCGCGACACCAAUUCCUCGUUCUUGAUCAACCUCUACCCCUACAACCUCUACAAGAUGCGCAGCGAGAUCCCGAUCGGGUUUCCCCUGUUUCAGGAGCACCCAUUCGGAUUCCGAGACGACCUCACCACCGGCGUCCGGUACCGGAACCUCUUCGACAUGAUGGUCGACGCCGUCAUCAGCGCCAUGGCUGUCGCAGGAUACGAGAACAUUCCGGUGAUUGUGACCGAGACUGGGUGGCCCAGCUUCAGCACCGACCCGGCCGAAAUCGACGCCAACCCGGUUUACGCCGAGAUGUACAUCAAGGGGCUUUUGUGUCAUUUGAGGUCCGGAAAGGGAACGCCGCUGAGGAAAGAAGGGGUUGCCGAGACGUACAUUUACGAGCUGCUCGACAAGCAAGUGAAGCAGGGGCGCAAUUGGGGGAUUCUUUACCCAAAUUUGACCAGCAAGUACAAGGAGAUUCAGUAUUCUGGGUCCGAUUGCGGAGGUUUCUUGGAUAUCUUGAUCAUGGCGGUUGGGCAACUCUUGGUGUUUGCAUUACUUGCCUGGUAAUGUUGCUUUUCCGAUUCAGUUGCUUAAUUUCAUUACUGGGUAGCUCGAUUUGUUGAUUCUUGGAAGGUUCUUAGAGAUGUUUGAUUAGCACAGUGGACUGUGAAUUGGGUUCAAUUACUUGCUUUGAUUAGCAGGUGACUGGCACAGUUUUCGAUUCAUGGAGGUGGUGUUGCUAAUUACUUAAUUGGGUAUAUGAAGAAACUGCUGUUGAUUACUUAACUGGUAAUUUUGAUUCUUGGAGAUGGUC